Molecule: messenger RNA, 2862 nt
Organism: Habropoda laboriosa
Lineage: Eukaryota; Metazoa; Arthropoda; Insecta; Hymenoptera; Apidae
Product: TBC1 domain family member 25
Exons: 9
Coding region: 165-2768 (867 amino acids)
Biological process (GO): regulation of autophagosome maturation; activation of GTPase activity
Cellular component (GO): autophagosome
Molecular function (GO): GTPase activator activity
Source: RefSeq, a predicted model, not a curated record
AACCUAACAAAAUUGUACAGUGUUAAAUACGAAAAUGUCUAGUUCCGUUCGGUAUCGCGAGAACAUCCUCGAAGAGAUGCGGAUUUUCAUGAGUUUGGAGUUGUCCUGAAUAAUUAAACGUCCUUUUUCCUGUGCACGAAACAACUUGCAUAUCAGCGUCAGACAUGUUUGGGUGUCCUAGAGAGGCCGUGCGCGUCAAAGUGAAGAAAUGCGAGACCAGGCAUCAGCCCGAGUAUCGCAAAUUCAGUGUGGACCCGCAGAUAACAUCCAUCGAAGUGCUUCAAAGUAUACUCAUUAAAGCGUUCGACAUCAAAGGAGAAUUCACAGUUUCUUAUCGAGCAAUAGACGACUAUGGAUCAGAAACAUACUUAUUUCUGUUGUCCGACUGGGACCUGGAUGCAGCGUUCAUCAGCGCUUCUGAACCAUAUCUAUACCUUCAAGUCAACCUUAAGCCGUUCGGAGAAACAGGUGACUGCGAGUGUUACUGGGAGCAGAAUGCACAGGAAGUGUCGACGCGGCAAGAAACCGGGUUUCCAUACAAGACACCUAAGUUACCGGGUCUCAUAAUGAAUAAAAUGGAGAGAACGUUGAAUAUGGUUCAACGUGCUCUAGGUAACUUGGGUGAGGAAUCAUCGCACCAACAAGGCACUCAACCACCACGACCACCUUUGACAGAUGCGGAGUUCCGACGGUUUUUGGAUCCCAUUGGACAAGUGAUACAUCCUAAAGAAUUAAGAGCUGUCAUUUACUUUGGUGGAAUUGAGCCUAGUUUGCGCAAAGUAGUUUGGAAACACAUCUUGAACGUAUAUCCCGAAGGUUUGUCUGGUCGUGAGAGAAUGGAUUAUAUGAAGAAAAAGUCGCAAGAAUAUCAAAAUCUUCGAGAAAGGUGGAAAACCCUCGUGCAAAAGGGGCAAAAUGUCGGAGACUUAGCGUAUGUUACAAGUAUGGUACGGAAAGACGUUUUGAGAACAGAUAGACAUCAUAAGUUUUAUGGUGGUUCCGACGAUAAUCAGAAUACGGCCAGUCUUUUUAAUAUUUUAACUACGUACGCUUUAAAUCAUCCAAGUGUCAGUUAUUGUCAAGGUAUGAGUGAUCUGGCUUCGCCACUUUUGGUUACCAUGAGAGACGAAGCACAAGCGUAUAUAUGUUUAUGCGCCCUUAUGAGAAGGUUAAAAGAUAACUUUAUGCUGGAUGGAAUUGCGAUGACCACUAAAUUUGCCCAUUUAGCUGAAGGUUUGCUGCAUUACGAUCCUGAAUUCUAUGCUUAUCUAAAAUCUCAUCAAGCGGACGAUCUAUUGUUUUGCUAUCGAUGGCUUUUAUUGGAAAUGAAACGAGAGUUUGCUUUGGAUGACGCUUUAAGAAUGCUCGAAGUUCUGUGGGCCGCUUUGCCAGCAUCACCACCGAACGGAGAACUUAGUUUAGCAGAAGUACCUUUUCCUCCACCUUCACCACCGCCAAGUCCAAACGUAAAACACAUUCGUGAGAACGCAUACACGAAAGUCUGUGCUAUUAGACGACAAAGUUCUUCCGCAAGUAUCGCCGCUGCUGGAAAGAGAAAAACUCUAAACCACGAGGAUCCAUCUUUGCAAAACUCUACAGAAACUAACGGAGACUCAAAAAGAUCGAGCUCUCCUUACGAGACGUUUUCUGAGCCAGAAAAUGAUUUGACUACAGUGAAGAAUCGAAGGAACACCGAAUCGACGGAAAAGUGCCUAAGUACAGAUUCCUUGUCUGGUAAAUCUAAACGCGUAAACCUGCUGGAAUUGAAAGAAAGACUGGCAUUACCUAAUAAAGAUCAAUAUAAAAAUAACGAGCAGAAUGAUGGCGAAAAGAAAUGCGCUCGAGUAGUAAAGAAUUUAAAUGAAUUUUUGAAUUUUACCAGUCUAAAUCGUAGUAAAGUAACACCAAGCGAUGCCGAACCAGAAUUAAGGCGCGUUUCAAGUGAGAGCGGAGUUAUCAGAGUUUUAAGAGACGAACCGAAUUCUCCCGACGAUGCAACAGAUUUCUUUCCAAUGACUACUUCAAUGACUAGAGAAUUAAGACUGGAACUAGAAUCACUCGAUCGGCAAGUCUUCGGACCAUCGCCACCAAGCGAUCAGCAAUGUGAUUGUGUUCUUUCUAAGAGGGAAAGCGAUUUAGUUGAUAGUGAAACUGACACAGAAUUAGCAAGGUGUAGUCCAGCUGCGGAUGUAUUCGUAUGGGAGAAUCCCCUGCAUACGUUGCAACAAAAGACUCAUCCAGCUACUCCCGAUGAACAAGCGGAACUCGAAUAUGAUGGCGAAAUAUUGGAGGAUCAGAAUGGUGUUAAAUCAGUUACCCCAAUUAGAUUGCUUAAACGUACUACCAGGUCCGAAUCCGCUUCAGAUAGUGAGGAGACAGAAAGUUGGCAUCAAAAUGCAACAGUACCAGAAAGUCCAACAAAACAACCUGUACAAGAACAUUGUGAGGAAGCUACAGAGCUUACGAAUCUCAUUCCAGCGGGAACUUGUGAGGAUCAAUUAGGAGAAAGUUCUUUGCCUCCACCUCACGAAUUCGGCGGUGGUAAUCCAUUUCUUAUGUUCCUGUGCAUUACCCUACUACUUCAACAUAGAGACUUCGUUAUGCGUAAUCAAAUGGAUUACAACGAAAUGGCUAUGCACUUUGAUAAAAUGGUCCGCCGACACAAUGUUAUUCGAGUGCUGAAUCAAGCAAGGCAGCUAUUCGCUGGUUAUCUUAGAAGGCAUUCUUCAUCGUCAUUAGCCGCGAAGUCAGACUCCAUAAACGUGUAACCUCAUAAUGCUUGAAUAUUGUACUUAUCAAUACCAUAUAGUAUGGAAUACAAAAUGGACGAUUUUAAAAUAUAUUGUACUGUUCAAGACAAAU